Molecule: messenger RNA, 1398 nt
Organism: Lucilia sericata (common green bottle fly)
Lineage: Eukaryota; Metazoa; Arthropoda; Insecta; Diptera; Calliphoridae
Product: BTB/POZ domain-containing protein 6-A-like
Exons: 2
Coding region: 190-1221 (343 amino acids)
Biological process (GO): neurogenesis
Cellular component (GO): cytosol; P-body
Molecular function (GO): protein binding
Source: RefSeq, a predicted model, not a curated record
UCUGCAAAUUACAAACGUAAUGAUAAAUUAUAUAUACCACUCUCAAAAGGGAUAGGGUAUACAAAUAAAAUGAACGGUUUAUUUCAUGAUAAAAAUAAAAAUUUGAAAAACAAUACAAAUUACAUACAUUUGCAUAAAACUUCAUAUAAUAAAAUAAAAAUUGUCGUACAAAAUUAAACAUUUCUUGCGAUGGAAUUUAAAGGAAUUAAGGAAAAUAUUUCGUGCUUGCUACAGUCGGAGGAAUUAACCGAUUGUCGUUUUCUAGUUGGUGAUGCAUCACCUAAUCAAAAAAUAAUUUCAGCACAUAAGCUAGUCCUUGCAGUAGCUUCCCCUGUUUUUAAAACAAUGUUUUAUGGUGAUCUAGCAGAGAAAAAUGAUCCCAUACUUAUACCGGAUAUUCAGCCAGAUAUUUUUCAAACAAUGUUAAAAUUUAUUUAUUCGGACUACAUUGAUAUUAGUUCAAGUUAUAUGGCCGUUCAAUUGUGCUAUGCAGGUAAAAAAUAUCUAUUAUCGGAUAUGGUAAAACAUUGUUGCGAUUACAUGUUUUCAAGAUUAAAUUGGAAAAAUGCAUGCGAAGUCUAUGAAUUUGCAGUACUUUACGGCGAAGAUAAUUUGAAGCGUAAAAGUAUGGCUAUAAUAGCGGCUGAAGCUCAACGUAUUUUUUCUCUCAGUAAUUUUGCCAACAUUAAAAUGUCUACCUUAUUGGACAUUUUGGAUGAAGAUUGGUUGAAUAUUAAGUCUGAAUUGGAAUUAUAUCGCGUUUUAUUACGCUUUCUUCAUAACAAAGUUAGUGAUCUGGAUAAUAAUAAUAAUAAUCUAUGUAAAAGCGAUGAGACUUAUGCUGAUGUCGUAAUAAUGGAUGAAAACCUAUCUGAAGCUGAAAAGGAAAACAACAUUACUUUGUCAUCAUCAAUUACUGCGGUCACGGAAAAUGUCGAACAACUUGAGGAUAAAGAAAUUGUUGCAUUAGAAAAGGCAUUUAAAAAAAUUCGUUAUCUUUCAAUGACACCAGAAGAGUUUGCAGAAGGUCCUGCAAACUGUCGAUUCAUUAAAAUGCAUGAAGCUUUUUCGAUUUUUUUAAUAAUCUCGAGUACAUCCAAUACACUUUUACCUAUACCCGAAGGUUUUAGUAGUUGCCGUAGAAGUCAUUGUGAGAGAGAACCAACUAAACAGGAAGAAAUAUUUGUGGAAUAUAAUAGUCCAGUUGAAGAUCUUUUCUAAAAAUCAAUAUACACAAAAUUAUGAAUUGCGCUAAUAGGUAGUAAUUAUACUAUGAGAUGUAAACUAUUCGCCAAUUAAUUUCACAUGUGAAUAACAUAAAAUAAACUUAUCAAUAUGUAUAUCAAUUGAUAGUUUGAACCGAUCCAAGUUUUAGUUGCUAAUACAAUUUCUAUUAAU